GCCAUGUUUCAUUACGUCACCGUGUUAUGGCCUCUAGAAACAGUCUGUCGGAAUAAAUUUUUGGGAUUUGCUCUAAAACCUCGUAAAUGUAAAUGUAUGCCAUUCGUGCCAUGAUUUAGCGUAAAGUAAAUGAUUUAUUGGUGUGUUGUAGGCUGUAAGGUGUUUCAGUAGGUUAUACCGUCAAACCAUUACACGCGUGUGAAAGUUAAAGUUAUUGCUAAAAUCAAAAGUGAGGUGGAUUUCAGGCAUGGGACGUAAAAAACAGGGUAAAUCUGAUCGACCCGUUCACAAGGGCAAAGACACACGCCACAGGAUGAAGGGGAAAUCAUUAGAAACUUUCACCGAGGAGAUGCAUGAGGCUCUGCAAGCCAGUGAGGAUGCAGAUUCAGAGGCGGCAGGAGGUGUGAAGUUGCCCUGUCAGUUGGCCAUGUGGGAUCUGGGUCACUGUGACCCGAAACGGUGUACAGGACGAAAGCUGGCCAGGAAAGGUUUAGUGCGCUGCCUGCGACUCAACCAGCGCUUCAAUGGACUAAUUCUCAGCCCAAUGGGAAUCAAAUACGUUACACCUGCAGACAGGGAGAUUGUGGCACAGGGUGGUCUAGCUGUGAUUGACUGUUCAUGGGCACGACUCGAAGACACGCCUUUUAGCAAAAUGAUUGGUUCACAUCCAAGGCUUUUGCCGUUCUUGGUCGCAGCAAAUCCUGUAAACUAUGGAAAGCCGUGCAAGCUGUCCUGUGUCGAGGCUUAUGCUGCCACCUUCUGUAUUGUGGGAUUUCGUGACCUUGCUGUGCUCCUGCUGAAGAAGUUUAAGUGGGGUUUGGGAUUUUUGGAGCUGAAUAAGACUCUUCUAGAGCGUUAUGCAUCCAGCCAGUCAGAAGAGGAACUACUGGCUGUGGAGAAAGAGUUUCUCAGUGCCGCCCCUCAGGAAGAGGAUAUAGAUCCUUUUGAUGUGGACUCAGGAAGAGACUUUGUAAAUCUCAACAGACCAGUCCAGGCUGAGGAUGAUGACAGUGACAAGACAUCAGAGGAAGAUGAUAAUGGUGAAGAGGAAGAACAGAAGAGUAAAGAGGAAGAUGAUGAAAGUGAUGAGGCAUCUUGAGUUGUGUAAUCUUAAAAUAAAACAUUUGGGGAAGAAGGGGGUUCAGUGACUGAUUUACUAACAUUGACCUUCACUUGACAUUAGCAAACUUCUGUUUUCUCAGUGUUUGCAGAUGGUUGCAGAUAUGGAACUAGUGAGUUAACAAAACCAGCGCAAUCAGUUUUCAAGAUUUCAGUGAGCAAUUUCCCAAAAUACUUUUUAUAAUGUGCAAAAUGUACUAUUUGUUCACGAAAAGAAUCUUCUCAAAUUGUAAUAAUGUUUAUUAUUGCAAAAAAUGUUGACUUGUUUAUAAGUAGACUGAAAUGUUUAAAUAAAUAUUUUAAUGGUA
Molecule: messenger RNA, 1427 nt
Organism: Carassius carassius (crucian carp)
Lineage: Eukaryota; Metazoa; Chordata; Actinopteri; Cypriniformes; Cyprinidae
Product: 18S rRNA aminocarboxypropyltransferase-like
Exons: 6
Coding region: 248-1099 (283 amino acids)
Biological process (GO): maturation of SSU-rRNA
Molecular function (GO): rRNA small subunit aminocarboxypropyltransferase activity
Source: RefSeq, a predicted model, not a curated record